UUAAUACAACAUUUGCAAAUGAAAGAUAGAGAAGAUAAAUUUUGAUCUUUCUCCAACAAAAUUUGCGUAAGAAUUAAAAAAAAAGAAAAGGGGAAAAAAAUAUAUUAAUAUUGAAGAAAUAAAAAGGGAGGGAACGAAAGAGAGUAGAGAGAGAGAGAGAGAGAGACAGAGACAGACGGACAGAAGUGCGCGGGAAAAGUUUCAAGCUGCCAUUUUGGUGGUAGCACGAAUAAGUUAAAUAUUCCGAAAUCGUGGAUCAAAUAAGAAAAGAUCAUUUCGAACCUAGACCACGUCCUCGAAUUCGAGGAUCUUUCAAAUGUCGAAGAGUUAGUUCAUCAUCAUCGUCACCGUCAUCGUCACCGUCAUCACCGACAGUAGCAGCAGCAGCAGCAACAGCAGUAGCAACGGCGGCGGGAACAGCAGCAGCAACAACAGCAACAUCUAUCCCUCUCUCGUCGUUUAAUCGACGAAGAGAGCCCGCGCUCGAGCAAGUGAAAAUAAAAGAAGGGGACGAGAUGUUGGCUACUUCGAUCUGUCGCGAGGUGCACUUCACUGUGUUACCAAGUAAUACGACGAUGAAUGGUGGCCGGAACGGAGGUGGUGCUUCUGCUACUGCUACUUCUUCUUACAACGCAUCGUCUCGUGUAUCCCGUUGCUUAUUCGGAUCACCAAAUUCUCGGGAAACCGCUGAGAUGUUGCAAGAGGCUUUGGAUACGGAGAGAAAACGAUUCACCAGGAGAUGGGGGAUCGAUCCGUGUUCCGAAAAUAAAGAAAAUGAUUGCCGGUGGUCGUAUAACGAGCAUACGCCGAAAAAACGAUCCAGUCCUUAUUCCAAGCAAACCAAUAUUCACGAUUACUGGCGUUCCCGAAAAGGUAGCGAAAGUGGUAAGAAGCCAUUGACAUCAUCGAGUGACAUAACGAAGCAACAAGGUUUGGAACGAAGUCCUCGAAGGAGUCCACGAAGCCAUUAAAAAAUUCAAAUAAAAAUCAAUAAUUAUUUCUAAUUCGUUGGAACUGCAAAUGAUUGUAACACGAAUGAAGAUAAUUUAUCUGUUCAUUACUAAUGACAAUCCCAAUUGCUAUUAUUCUUAUUAUUGUUAUUAUUAUUUUUUACUAU
This is a messenger RNA of Polistes canadensis, 1117 nucleotides long. RefSeq lists its product as uncharacterized. The record is from RefSeq and is a predicted model, not a curated record. NCBI's taxonomy places the organism in Eukaryota, Metazoa, Arthropoda, Insecta, Hymenoptera, Vespidae. The transcript is spliced from 2 exons. Bases 516 to 971 code for a protein of 151 amino acids.